AUGAUCAAAACAUUGUUUUACACCUUCCUUCAGACAAAAGACGAAGAAGACAACGCCAAUUCAACAGAUUUCAAUCAUCCACUAUGUCCUCAAGAAAUCGAGAUCCGACCCAUAACUCAUUCCCCUUGGGAAAUCAUCAGAACCCUGUCAAUCGAUGAAGUAUGGACCGGAGGCAAGUUCCAAUUUCCACUUGAGCAAAUCUGGAAUGCUAUGCUGAGACACCAACCACGAGAUGUCAUGCCUCUCACAAAUGUGAUGAUUGGUUCUUUCCAAAUACCGGUGAAUGAUCUCGAUACAAACACAUUCCACAGUGUUACAUUGUGGAAGUAUCCGCAUGAAAAUACUUUUGCUAUGCGCGAAUCUUGGAUCGAAGAAUUUGUGAAGAGGAGGAGGCUUGUGGCUGGCAUGGUGGUUGGUAUGUAUUGGGAUUUCGACGCUCAUAUGCUUUGUUUCUCGGUGUUGGAGGGAAGUGAAUGA
Messenger RNA from Eutrema salsugineum, 477 nucleotides. RefSeq names its product B3 domain-containing protein At5g26805. The coding region runs from base 1 to 477 and encodes 158 amino acids. The record is from RefSeq and is a predicted model, not a curated record. NCBI's taxonomy places the organism in Eukaryota, Viridiplantae, Streptophyta, Magnoliopsida, Brassicales, Brassicaceae. The transcript has a single exon.